AUGAGAACAUUUCGCCAACAAAACCGGUAAGUCUGCAGGAUAUGCACUAUGCUUUACCAUUACAUUUACAGUAAAUUACAUAUUGUAAUGCAAAACAUGUUACAGUAUUCUUACAGUAUGAUCUAUUGACAGUGUACUCUGUAUUGACAGAAGACCCCACGGUGGUGGCCGUGGCUGUGUGCUGACCGACCAGCAGGAGUGGGCAGUGGUGGAAAUGGUGAGGGCCAGGAAUGACAUACGGCUGUCCGAAAUAAAGCAGACCAUUGAGGAGAACGAUGACACCUUUGCCAAUAUGGCAUUCAUCAGCCUACCAACAAUCGCCCGCCUUUUGAAGAGGAACCAGGUAUCUAUGAAACACAUUAACAUGGUGUCUUUUGAGAGAAACAACGACUGGGUGAAACAACUGCAACCCGAGUAUGUUCAGGUACAGCACUAUAUACUGUAUUACUGUUACUAUUUGAUGCACAUUCUACUUCACAAUAUGAUAUUGUAACUAACCAAAAUAUAUUUGUAGAGGGUGAUGGUGCUUGAUGCUGCUGUGAACCAUCACAAAUAUAUACAGUAUUUGUUGAUGAAGCGAGCUUCAACCUGGCCAAAACUCCACGCCGUGGGCGGAACCUCAACCGCCAACAGGCGACCGUCCAAGUGCCUGGACAACGUGGAGGAAACAUCUCCAUGUGUGCAGCUAUCUCUGAAGAUGGUGUGGUAGGACAUUGCCCAUUACUUGGAUCCUACAACGCUGCACACCUCAUUGUGUUUCUCAAUUAAAUUGAGCAAGCCUGUCAGACUCCUGAGUGGCGCAGUGGUCUAAGGCACUGCAUAG
Molecule: messenger RNA, 823 nt
Organism: Coregonus sp. 'balchen'
Lineage: Eukaryota; Metazoa; Chordata; Actinopteri; Salmoniformes; Salmonidae
Source: the annotation of a GenBank genome assembly